Molecule: messenger RNA, 696 nt
Organism: Acanthosepion pharaonis
Lineage: Eukaryota; Metazoa; Mollusca; Cephalopoda; Sepiida; Sepiidae
Source: the annotation of a GenBank genome assembly
AUGGCGCUACUGGCCAAUUCAGAGCACAGUAUAAAAAUCUAUCUAUCUAUCUAUCUAUCUAUCUAUCUAUCUAUCUAUCUAUCUAUAUAUAUAUAUAUAUAUAUAUAUAUUGUGUUUCAAUCAAUCAAUCAAUCAAUCAAUCAAUCUAUCUAUCUAUCUAUCUAUCUAUCUAUCUAUCUAUCUAUCUAUCUAUUUAGCUAUCUGUGCGUUUGUGCGCAUGUAUAUCUUAGCCAAUUCUUAUCUAUAUAUCUAUCUCAGCGUGUUGCAAUCUAUCUAUCUAUCUAUCUAUCUUGUUUCAUCUAUCUAUCUAUCUAUAUCUAUCUAUCUAUCUAUCUAUCUAUCUAUCUAGUUCCCGCUUCUGAAAGAUCUUCCUUCUGUUCGUUCUUUUUCUCCUCCCCGUCCCACACUCUUAAAUUGUUAGCUUCAAACUUGAUACGGACAAACGGACGAAAUCCCCGAUCGCAAAUCUUACAAGUAAAUUUAAGUACUGCCAUUUUGUAUAUUCGUUCCAUUAUUCAUUAUGAGUAUGCGCACAUCUAUCUCACCAUUACGAAUGAAGAUGUUUUAUCUACGAUCAAUGCCGAUGAAAAAAUAUGGUGGGGACUGAUUGAAAACGGUAAGGCCUUUGUUAAUUCUUUCCGAUUUCGAAGCAGGCCCUUGAUACCCGUUCCGGUCAUGUUUAUUUCCCGACUUUAA